This is a messenger RNA of Fimicolochytrium jonesii, 2196 nucleotides long. RefSeq lists its product as uncharacterized. Bases 501 to 1913 code for a protein of 470 amino acids. The transcript is spliced from 2 exons. Lineage: Eukaryota; Fungi; Chytridiomycota; Chytridiomycetes; Spizellomycetales; Powellomycetaceae. The record is from RefSeq and is a predicted model, not a curated record. Gene Ontology annotation, molecular function: oxidoreductase activity.
CCAACGGAGGCGCACCAUCUCGAUAUGGUGUCCAAGGAUACGCAGCAGGGCGUUCCUCCACUUUCUUGCAGCUUCUCCCGUUCCAGACGCCAAAUGCUAUAAAACGGGGGUCCUUCCCAUCCCUCCCCGAUUCUUCUUUCCAGCAUAUUUUCAUUGCAAAAACUCCAACCAGCCUACCCAAAACUCUUCCAAAACUCUCAUCUGUCCCUAGCCCCACAUCUAUUCCACCCCACGCAACCCAAUUCCAGAUCAACAACCCUACUCACCCUUGCAUUCGUCGUCGUCCUCCCAAGUCGACGAUCAAACAUCAAGAGCACGAAAGCGCACUCGAACUCCACGGGCACAUCUCUCUUUGCCCACCAACCCUUCGACUGGAGAUCCAUCUUCACUCGAACCCCGCGUCAACCAAAAUAUAACCAAAAAGCCACGUUUCGGCAACCCUCUCCAACCACGCCUCACCCACCACAUCCCCCAAUAACCUUCACAAUAAGUCGCCAAAGAUGCCUGCAAUCGCCCCCCUCUCAGCCCCCUCCAGCGUGCUCUCAGCCUUGAAGGGCCUGCUGCAUGGCAAGCCCACCCCCGUGCCCACCAAGGCGCGCAUCGUGCCCGCGUUCAACCAGGAGGCCGACGAGGCGCGCUGGAACAUGGUUGAGAAACUGCUUAAGGAUGAUUUUGAGAACCAUCAUGUGGAGGUGUUGAACCAGCAUACGAAGAGUUACCAGCCGAAUUAUAUUGCGCAUUCGCUUUUGUCGCUUUAUAAGGUCAAUGCCUCCGAGACCAUUCUCAAAGAGCGUUACGACCUGGAAAGCAAGAUGCUCACCCCCGUCGGGCCCUCCAUCACCGAAAUCAACGCCAACAACUGGAAAGACUUCCUCGGCAAAGGCCAAUCCCACUACGCCGACUACGCCUCCUUCUUCCUCUCCGAGAUCCACGCCAAAGGCAUCGAACCCACCGUCUCCACCUACCUCCCGACCCUCAUCGCCGGUCUCGGCGGCGACUGCUUCCACCCCCUCGUCCACCUCGGUCUUGGCUUGGAAUUCCAGCAACCCCUGAUCGUGGCGCAAGGUCUUGCCUUCUGGUCGUACACCUACGCCCCGAUCGUCGAGACUCUCCCCGCCGUGCUCACCGACCAGUACGAAACGGCGAACAUCAUCGAGAUCCUGCAAGAUGCGCGCGAAGACACCCGCUUCGACCCGGACCAGAUCCAGAAGAACUGGGGCGCGAUCGACUACCACAAACGUGUCCGCAAGGCCAUCUCCUCCCAGCUCGGCGCCAACCUCGCGGAACUCGUCGCGGAAUGGAAGGUCGAGGAUACCGAGCAGAGCGUCCAAUCCGCGCUGGAGGAGCUCGUCGACGCCACCGUCCUUUCGUCCGCGACCACAUGCCACCCCUACCCGCAACAGCUCGACUUUCCCUUAACCCACGCCCUGAUCGCCGCCGCCUCGCUCAACCACACCCUCCCCCACAUCCCCGAGGCGAAAGACAAGGCCCACCUCCUCCGCCGCUUCCUCCUCGCCUUCCUCGCCCUGUACGUCUCCCAGGGCCGCCCCACCCUCCACCCCGACCGCCUCGAGGCCGUGUACGCCGACUCGAUCGAGGACGGGGAAACCAACGCCAACCUCUCCACCUCCCCGCUGGGCUCGCCCACCCUCCCCAACACCCCGCAGCUGAUGGCGCGCGAAUGGUACGCGCUCGCGGGCGCCCCCGCCCACGUCGACGACGACGUCCACGUGAUGGAGGUCGUGGCAGCCCUGCGCGGGUGGGAGGCCGCGUUCGGGGCCAAGAACGGGCUGUACAUCAAAGCGGCCAAGGUCGUGCGCAGCGUCGUCAAGACGGGCAGCGGCGAGGAGUGGGAGUUUAGAGGCGCGGGAUACCCGCCGGCUUCGUCGUUUGCGCUGGAGGAGGAGGAGUAGAUUUAGAGGAAAUUUUCAAUGUUCGCCGCACCCACCCACACAUUUUAAACCCUCCCUUCCUCGUUGUACUUUUGGGAGAUGGGGGCGCUAGAAUCUUUUCGUUCCUUUGGGGGAUAGUCAAGAAGCUGGGCUUUGCUUGAUUGGUUUUUUUUGUUGGGUUGGGAGGAAAGGGCUACUCAUACCCGCCCGCCCUCUGCCUUUUUUUUUUGCUUUUUUGAUAAUGUUCGGGCUCCUUUCUCAGCGUAUCGAACGAAAUGCAUAAAAAUGGAAUGUUUUUGGAAAA